Molecule: messenger RNA, 1113 nt
Organism: Ipomoea nil (Japanese morning glory)
Lineage: Eukaryota; Viridiplantae; Streptophyta; Magnoliopsida; Solanales; Convolvulaceae
Exons: 2
Coding region: 1-1113 (370 amino acids)
Source: RefSeq, a predicted model, not a curated record
AUGUCGGCCUCGGAGUAUCUUGGGAAGGCGAAGAUGUUGGUCGAAGCUUUGUCCCUGGCCAGCCAUCGGCUCACUCUUGACGAACAGGUUCUCUACGUGUUGAGGGGUCUUCGUCCGGAAUUCCAGGCAAUGCCGAGUGCUCUCACCGUGACCGGCACACCGGUGACUCUAUCUCAGUUAGGAGAUCUUCUGCAGGCACAUGAUUUCAUCCAGGGAGAUGAAUUCACGAUGGAGUCCGGGAAUGUCGCCCCGACCGCUAUGUACGCUGGUCGUGGUGGCCAGUCGAAUGGGAGCUCCGGACGUGGUGGCCGGCAGAACAGCAACAGUCGCGGCCGUGGGCGAGGAGGCUGGAACUCCGGUGGUCGUGGCCGUGGAAGCCCUCGCUGCCAAAUCUGUAGGAGUCACGGCCACACUGACGUCUUCUGCAACCGGUGCUACACAGAGCCUCCGCCAUCGACGCACGCUCACGUGGCCGUCGCGGGCACUCCACCAGCAGAAACUGCCCAGCCGGAAGUCUGGUUUCCAGACACCGGCGCAACCACCCAUGUGUCACCGGAUGAGCACAUGAUCGGGCAUUCCGAACCGUAUACUGGUGGUGACGUGUUGAAAGUAGGCAAUGGGGCAGGUUUGAAUAUCUCUCGCGUUGGUCGUACAGCUAUCCCAUCUAAUUCAAAAUUAUUAAAUAUGUCAGAUGUUUUAUUUGUUCCGAAUCUGUCAUUAUCCCUGUUAUCCGUUUACCAUUUCACUAACGAAAACAACGUGUUUUUUGAGUUUCAUAAAGACUCGUUUUUUGUGAAGGAUUGCACUACUCGGGAAAUACUCCUUAAAGGCUCCGCGGUAAGCGGGUUGUAUAAGUUGUUGGUGCCGCGGUCUCAUGUUGCGUUCUUAACAGCAAAAGCAUCACCUGCAGUCUGGCAUCACUGUCCUUCUAGGUGCGACUACAGGUGCGACUCUUCUAGCAUUCCAUACUUCGCGGUUGGGAAGAUGCUUUCAACUAUAGUUGCAAUUGGAUCAGCAUCUGGGUCUGGAAUCUCAGCAGAAAUCAAGGCAUCAACUUCCGGUGCAAAAUGUGCCCGAUUCAUUCUUUUGGCAAAUAGCAAUAUGUGCACGUGA